AACAUGAAGAGAUGAAACUACACGCAAAUUCGAAUUAGUCAGAUUUCAAUAACGGAUCAACAACUUGCUAUUUAGGUCUACCAAAAGUCAAAUCACCUCACAAAAAACCCUUCAUACUUCCACCCUUACAAUUACAAAGUACAAACUACAAAAAGAAAAGAAAAAAGCUUAGUUCAAUGCCAAUGGAGUCACAGUCAAAUCUACCAUGCCAAAAUCUACCUACCCUUUUCUCUUCUUUCAUUGACACAUUUGUUGAUUUCUCUGUUAGUGGUGGCAUUUUUUUACCACAAAAAAUCACUUCAUCAAACAAUAAUGAACCAUUACAAACAAUAUUCCCAUCACCUACACGUUUAAUUGCUAUAGGUGAUGUUCAUGGUGAUUUCCAAAAAUCCAAACAAGCCUUUAAACUUGCUGGUUUAAUUGAUGAACAUGAUAAAUGGUGUGGUGGUUCAACUACAGUUGUACAAAUAGGUGAUGUAUUAGACCGUGGUGGUGAUGAGUUAAAGAUUCUUUAUUUUCUUGAAAAAUUAAAAAGGGAAGCUUUAAAGGUAAAUGGUAAUUUAAUUACUAUGAAUGGUAAUCAUGAAAUUAUGAAUGUUGAUGGUGAUUUUAGGUAUGUUACUAAAGAGGGUAUUCAAGAAUUUAAAGAUUGGGCUUUUUGGUAUUGUGUAGGUAAUGAUAUGAAAAAAUUAUGUCUUGGGUUGGAAAAAGAUUGUGUUAAGGAUUUAUUUGAGGGGAUUCCUUUCGAAUUUCGCGGUGUUAAACCGGAGUUUUUUGAUGGGAUUAGGACAAGAAUUGCAGCAUUGAGGCCAAAGGGGCCGAUAUCGGAGAGAUUUUUAUCGAAAAAUCAAACAGUUGUUGUGGUUGGAGAUUCAGUGUUUGUACAUGGUGGACUUUUGACUAAACAUGUUGAUUAUGGAUUGGAGAAAGUGAAUGAGGAAGUGAGGGAUUGGAUUUGUGGGGUAAAGAGAAGAGUUUCGAGGGAUUUGGUGAGAGGAAGUAAUUCGAUUGUUUGGUUGAGGAAGUUUUCGAAUGAGUUAGCGAAGGAUUGUGAUUGUUCGACUCUUGAGCACGUGCUUGCUACGAUUCCAGGAGCGAAGAGGAUGAUAAUGGGACAUACAAUUCAAGAAAGUGGGAUAAACGGAAUUUGUGAUAACAAAGCCAUAAGGAUUGAUGUUGGAAUGUCAAAGGGAUGUAGUAAUGGAUUGCCUGAGGUAUUAGAGAUUGAUAAGGAUAAAGGGUUGAGAAUUUUGACAUCGAAUCCGUUGUAUAGAAAUGGAAAGGAGGGUUCUUUCGAUGCUAAACGUAGUGAUGAUCGUGUUUUGCUGCACCCUGAACUAGGACCAAAGCAAGUUGAGGUGAAGACAUAGUUGGGUGAUUGAACUCACGAAGAUCUAACCUUUCUUUUGGAAUUCUUAGGGAUCGUAGUUCUCAGUUGUUGGUAUGAUUCUUCUAUCAGAAAAAGUAUUGGUUUAAACUGGUGUGUGGUUCAGUUAUUGUGAAUUAGAUAUCAUUAGCUCAAUUGAAAAAUUGGUCUAACUACUCGAAUAUAAGUGAUUACACAAUUUAUUCUUUUUUGUUC
Messenger RNA from Lycium ferocissimum, 1582 nucleotides. RefSeq names its product shewanella-like protein phosphatase 2. NCBI's taxonomy places the organism in Eukaryota, Viridiplantae, Streptophyta, Magnoliopsida, Solanales, Solanaceae. The transcript has a single exon. Gene Ontology annotation, molecular function: hydrolase activity. The record is from RefSeq and is a predicted model, not a curated record. The coding region runs from base 177 to 1370 and encodes 397 amino acids.